GACGUGUGGUCCUCCCACGACAACUCGUCCGGAAAGCGGGCAGUUUAUUGCCGCGUUCAAGACAACUGGGAACUCGUAAAUCUCCGACUUCAGUGUGUUCAAAACAUCUGGGAAAAAUCUAUUUGAAGGGUCAGCCAACUCGGGCAUUACCGCGUUCAAAACAAAUGUGAAUUUGGAAAAAUAGAUGCUAGUGAUCUUCAGGUCGGUAAGUCGGAGCUCCAGGAGGCCCGAGAUCCCCGAGUUGGAUGACUGUUCAAAUCGAUUUCUCCCAGUCGGAACCUCCCCCCUUCAAUGAACACAUUGAAGUCGGAUAUUCCUGAGUUCUCAGUAGUUUUGAACGCGGCAUAAGGUCACAGCUGCCAACGUUUCUUUCUUGGAGGUAUAGACCUAUCCCACAAUUCACAGUGUAACUGUAGUCUAUGGUGCCAACAGGACUAUAAAUUUGCAAGGGGCUAGAUUUCAGCCUUUUUUCUCUGACAUGAGGAUGAAGGAAAGACGUGUUCAUUUGUCGUCUGGAAAACAUUCAUCUCAAUUGAAGUCCCUUCAACUCUAUUCAAUAUGUUUAAGGGAAACCUGACUGGGAUAUUACUUUACAACUCCAUUGAAAAACACUCCAUUGAAGGAUUGUUCCUGUCUGGACUUGAAUGGGGGUAUAUAGACUUAUGCCUCCUGCAGGUGACUUCCUAAACUCCAGGCCAGACCAAGUGCAAGGACAACUUGCCAACUAUGGAAUGCUUCAACUAUUCAAGGAAUACUGUAGACGAGACAGGAGAUGCUUAGGCUGGAUUGAUGGCUCAAUUGGAGUCGAUGCAAGGGAAACCUGGCUGAAAUAUUACUUUACAACUAAAUUGAAGGAAUAAUGGAGAUGCUUGGGCUGGAUUGAUGGCUCAAUUGGUGUCGCUGCAAGACAAAGCAUUGUUGCUUUGACAGGAUUUGAUGGCUUGAUUUAAAGGAUUGUUCCUGUCUGGACUUGAAUGGGGGUAUAUGGACUUAUGCCUCCUGCAGUUGACUUCCUAAACUCCAGACCAAGUGCAAGGAAAACUUGCAAGCUACAUGAUUUCUACUAUUCAAGACAAAGGGGUGGCAGGUAGCCUAGUGGUUAACGCGUUGGACUAGUAACCGAAAGGGUGCAAGAUCGAAUCCCCGAGCUGACAAGGUAAAAAUCUGUCAUUCUGAACAAGGCAGUUACCCCACUGUUCCUAGGCCGUCAUUCAAAAUAAGAAUUUGUUUACUGACUUAAACAAGUUAAAUAAAGGUAAAAUAAAACGGCAUUGAUUUGUUUGGACAGGAUGGACAGCUUGAUUUAAAGGUAAUGUGCCUAUAACAUGUGGAGUGUCUUCUGGACCCAAGCUGUACUCAUAAUCAUGGCAGAGGCUACUUCCUCGUUGGUGAUCUCAAUUCCUUGGGAGAAUAACCCAGGACUUUGGCACAGUUUGACGUAGUCUCCAUCUACAACAAUCUGACUAGAAGACCUGAGACAAUUGUAAUGUUGUAUGUAUACUAAUAUGUCUAAUGAGAUUUGUGUACCUCCACAGGAUUGUUCCUGUUUGGACUUGAAUGGGGUAUAUAGACUGCUGCGUCCUGCAGGUGAUGACAACGCCAGACCACAUGGCUCGACCACCACUGGCAGGGUUCAGUGAUGUGCUGAUCAAUUGUCAAUAUCUGUGGGGUUGGUGUUUAGGGUGCUGAAAUAUUUUUGGGCUGGGUUGAAUGGUUUAUUAAAAAAUAUAUAAUCAUGACUAAUUCUUGAGCAUUUCAGACAGGCUGAGAUUAUUUGUCAUUUCUAACUUUUCAUUUUGGUCGGUGCAGUCGAAUAUAAAUCCCGCCAGUUGGGAGGGUUUAUUAGUAAUUGCGUGUGAACAAACAGCUGACCUGUACCACUAGUUCAUAUGAUCAUUGCAUAAUCCUGACAUGUCAGUGUUUCUGAACAGAUGUACCACAAUGAGGUGAUUGUAUUACCUCAAUUGUGGAUCUAACUGCAUGAAAGUGACUUUCAAAUGGUGUAAAAUAAAAAUGAAUCCAUAAUUGAUUGUUUUUGUUUGUUAAAAAUGAUAGUGGAACAGACUAUUCAAAUUGUGGUUACCCCAAAUGAACCAUGUACAAUAAAUGCGUUGGGGUAUAUCUGCAGAGUAGUGUAAGUGUUUAAUGGUCAUAUUUGGGGGGAGACAGUUUGGCAACCCGGGCCUUUAAAUGGUGCCAAUAAUACCUAUUUGGCUGUAAUUGGAUGGUUUAUUUGAAAAUGGCAGGGAAUAACGUUUUGCGAUUAAGUCUUUACGGUCUCGGGGGUAGAUAAUGCCACAAAUUGUGCAAAGUUAUUUAAUGCAUGAGUGGUAUGAACCAACCCGGUGGGGGCGCCUGUGAGGAGCAGAGCUCGAGCUGGUCCAGGAUUGGCCAAUGGAAUGCCACAGCUGUUCCUGGAUAAACUCAUGUUCCUCAUGGCGAAAGGGAUUCAGAAGGGCACACCAGGAAUCAAGAGAGCAGUGCGCCCCAAAACGGAACUUUUGCUUUUUAUGCGAGUGGCGUUAACCUUUUAAGCAGAUUCUACUUGGGCAGGUAGUCAUUGAUAUAUAAAUUAAUUUAAACGGAGGAUAACCAUACCGAUAUAAUUGAUUGUACAAUACAUUGGAUUAUUACGUCUGACUUGACAGUGAACCAAUUGUUUACAUCAGUUCAGUGGAAAGCAUCUGGCUGGCAGAGGAGACCCAACAUAACCGAAUUAAACCGCAGUUGCUGAAAAUGUUCUCUAAGGAUGGAUGUCUGGCUGUGUGUACAGUUAUAUUUAUUCUGCUGUCAUCAAGUGAGGCUAGAGGUCCACCGUGGGUGAGUCGUCAGGUGGAAGAGCGUCAGACGGCCAGGCUGGGGCGGACGGUGCGGCUUGCGUGCCCCGUAGAGGGUGACCCUCCUCCCCUGGUGCUGUGGGUGAAGGAUGGGCGUAACGUCCACCCGGGCUGGAGCCGCUACCGGGUGCUAAAUAAGAGCCUGAAGAUCAAAGAGGUGGAGCUGGGGGACGCGGGGGUGUACAUGUGCCGUGUCACCAACGGCUUCGGAAGUAUCACGCUCAACUACACCCUCAUCGUCAUGGAUGACACAGCAGCGAGCCAGACAGACGCUCCACCUGCCGUAGUGGAACCCAAUGCUGAGCUCACCCAGCUUGACCCUACAGGAGAGCCCUGGGUGAAGCCUCGGUUUAGUCAGCCCACUAAGAUGCGCAGGCGGGUGCUGUACAAGCCGGUGGGCAGCUCAGUGAGGUUCAAGUGCCAGGCCAGCGGCACCCCUCCUCCCGUCAUCACCUGGUGGAAGGACCAGACCCCGCUGCCACCCCCGCGCCAGGGCAAGCGCCCCCAGUGGACCCUCACCCUAAAGAACCUGCAACCCCAGGACAGUGCCAAGUACACCUGCCAGGUCUCCAACCCAGCCGGGCACAUCAACGCCACCUACAAGCUGGAUGUCAUCGAGCGCUCUCACUGCAAGCCUGUUCUGACCGGCACCCACCCGGUCAACACCACUGUGGAGUAUGGUGGCACCGCCUCCUUCCAGUGUAAGGUCCACAGUGACGUGAAGCCUGUGGUCCAGUGGCUGAAGAGGGUUGACCCAGGCACAGAGGACCGCUAUAACUCCACCCUGGAAGUCGGAGGGCAGCAUUUUGUGGUUCUGCCCACAGGGGACGUGUGGUCCCGGCCUGACGGCUCCUACCUCAACAAGCUGGCUAUCAUCAAGGCCCAUGAUGGGGAUGCUGGGAUGUACAUUUGCCUGGGAGCUAACACAAUGGGUUACAGCUUCCGCAGUGCCUACCUCACCGUGCUGCCAGACCGUCAGGUGGAGAACACAGUGACUCCUCCACACCUGAGCUCCGGCCUGCCCUGGCCUCUGAUUAUUGGCAUCCCUGCAGCAGCCCUCCUCAUCGUAGGCACCAUUGUACUCUGGCUGUGCCACAGCCGCCGACGCCACAACACCUUGCCCCCCCGCUCCAUGACCAUAGCCCACCGAGACCAACACAUUUUGGACAAAGAGCCCAGCACCAACACCCCCUGUAAUACCCUGAAUAGCCCUGACUACCCCAGCCAUAGACUGGUGGGCCUGGGAGCCCCUGUCCUUAGUGGCCCCCCUAAGAUUUACUCCAACGUUUACACAGACAUGCACUCGCACACACACUCCCACUUGGAUGGUAAGGUCCAUCAACACCAGCAUUUCCACUACCAGUGCUAACCAGCCCCCUCUCAUCCCACCCCACACCUACGGCCUUGUCUUCUAGCCACUGCUGCUAUUCUCACCCAACAAUGGACUAUGAGCAAGGUAGAUGGAAACAAGGAAAGGCUUGUAGUUCAUAUGAACUACACCUCCCAUGAUAAGCAGUGCUAAAACACCAUACAGGUCAAAACCUUUACCUGGGAUACGCAUAUUACUAAGACUAUUUCUAUUUGUAGAAAUACAGCUUCAUUGAGAAGUCUCAGGGCGAGAAAUACCCUCUCACAUGUGUGCUAGAGUCAUUUCUUUAUUAUGUGUUUUUUUUAUACUAGUCAACCAAGAGCAAACUCUAAUUGUAUUUUAAAGGAUGAAAAUUACUUACAAAAAAGAUUUAGAUGUCUUUGGAUGCAUGUAGCCCUGGAUAAAUCAUGAAUUAGUUAAUAGGAGAAAUUACCAGGUUUAGGUUCAAUUUAGGUCAACUGAAAUUUGAUUAAAGGUAUUCAAAUUUACACAAAUUAACAUUUCUAAUAGAAUUAAUCCCAACUCUGGAAUGUACAAUUGUAUUACUAUUUUUUAACACUCAUCUAAACAUGUACCGGUAUCCAAACUCCCAAAGCAUUAAGUAAUAUAAGAAACUUUUAAAAGUUUGUGUAAAUUAGAAAAUGUAACUCUGACAAAUUAAAAUCUCAACAAAAUGUUUACAAAUGUGAAAGCUUUUCUAUUCUCAUUAUAGCAACACAAACUGUGCUGUUCUCGGUUCUGAUUAGGUGGUAUUAUUGUUUCAUGUAGGGAAGUACAAUUCAUCAGGGAAAUUAGAUGGAUUUGGUGAUGAGGGCUUUUUUAUUUUUGUAUUCAGAUAUUGUAUAAUAUGUAUCCAACUAAAAAAAUCAGUAUUAUUAGGAGUAGUAUUAUUCACCCUAUGUGUAAGAUGCCAAAUUAUUUUACAGCGCUAUAGAUGUGUAUUUUACUUACAUUUCUUGUGAGGUAUAUUUUUUAUAUAAGGUACAUGAGGAUGAGUAUUGUACCUGUGUCUAUUGGUUUUUAAAACUCACCAAAAAGCUAUUUAGUUGUUUUUACUUUAUUCUUCUAUUUUUCUUUUGGUUUCCACCAUUAUUACAGAUUGGAUUGACCUAUGGGUCAUUUAGUGAAAAAUGACAAGUGUUGAUUGUAUUGUUCAGUUGAAUUACAACUUUAUGCUUGCUUAGUUGUCUCAUAUUUAAUUAAGAAUCUGACCAUAUGUAUACUGUAUAUAAGAUAAUGAUUACAAAGAAAAUGUGGUUUAGAAUUGCCAUGUUAAUCUUAUGCAAUUCCUCUGUGAAACAUUGCAUGCCGCAAACUCACCUCUGGUGCUCAUGUACAUUUAGUACUGUACAAUAAUAUUUUUGUAAUAAAUUGUUUUUUUAAAAUA
This is a messenger RNA of Salvelinus fontinalis (brook trout), 5593 nucleotides long. RefSeq names its product fibroblast growth factor receptor-like 1. NCBI's taxonomy places the organism in Eukaryota, Metazoa, Chordata, Actinopteri, Salmoniformes, Salmonidae. Bases 2737 to 4206 code for a protein of 489 amino acids. Gene Ontology annotation, cellular component: plasma membrane. Gene Ontology annotation, molecular function: fibroblast growth factor receptor activity; fibroblast growth factor binding. The record is from RefSeq and is a predicted model, not a curated record. The transcript has 18 exons.